AUCACAACCACCUCCACCACCACUUCAAUCACCAUCAUUACAACCACCUCCACCAUCACCUCACUACCUCAACCACCACCUCCACCUCCACCAACACCACCUCCACCACCACCUCAAUCACCA
This is a messenger RNA of Mya arenaria, 123 nucleotides long. RefSeq lists its product as uncharacterized. The record is from RefSeq and is a predicted model, not a curated record. The annotation marks the transcript as partial. The transcript is spliced from 2 exons. Lineage: Eukaryota; Metazoa; Mollusca; Bivalvia; Myida; Myidae.